Messenger RNA from Ilex paraguariensis (yerba mate), 546 nucleotides. Lineage: Eukaryota; Viridiplantae; Streptophyta; Magnoliopsida; Aquifoliales; Aquifoliaceae. The record is from the annotation of a GenBank genome assembly.
AUGGUGAUUUCGAGUUCAGAAUCGCAAUUUCCUGCUGUUAAAGCAAGUGUUCCAAUGGAGGUUGAGUUCGUGAGAUGUGAUUCAUGUGGAUUCACAGAGGAAUGUACUCUUGCAUACAUUUGCCGAAUUCGAGAGCGCUACAGUGGAAGGUGGAUAUGUGGCCUAUGCAUUGAAGCAGUGAAAGAUGAAGUUUUGAGAUCAGAGAUGCUUAUAACUACUGAAGAAGCUUUGAACAGGCACAUCAACUUCUGCAAAAGCUUUCGAUCUUCAUCUCCUCCUGCGAGUGCUACAGAGCAUCCAAUCUUCGCCAUGGUACGAGUUCUUAGGAGAAGUUUGGAUUCUCCGAGAGCUCUCCGAUCAACACCUACCAGUCCUCUUCUACAGGUCCCUUCUCACUCGCUGUCAUAUCAGGAAGAGAAUAGCUUUCUACAGGUACUCAGCUAUGCUAAGUUUUCUGGUGAUGCAUGGCUAUCAAUAGAUAGGACAAGAAGCAUGUGGGACAGACACAUGGACACCCACAGGUUUGGCUAUGGCCAUGAAUUUUGA